CGGCAGCCGAGCUCCUGGUAGUACGCUCCAACUCAACACAGCACCCAACAACUUCACCAUGACUCAUCUGCUACGAUUCGAUAUGAGCUUCCUUUCGCCGGAACGCUGACGAUUGCUCAAACAUAAGGGCGAAAGCCCUGGGCCGGAGCGGCGGCUGGGCGAGUGUGAGGACGAGAUGCCUCCGCCCGCGUCCACGUCCGCUCCCGCGACCGCGACCGCUUCCGCUACACCGGACUCGCCGACCUCGGCUGCCUCCGCGCACGCCUCCGUAACACAGCCGCUCUCCAACAACGUCCCGAAGAGCAGGUCAAUGGUGGUAUCUCUGACACCACCGCGGCAGCGGGAGACAUGGGCAAAGAAGGCGGAGUUCCUUCUGGCUGUGGUGGGGUUCGCGGUAGACCUUGGCAACGUGUGGCGAUUUCCCUAUAUCUGUUACCAGAACGGAGGCGGUGCAUUCCUGAUACCGUACUGCGUGAUGCUGUUGUUCGGAGGUCUGCCGCUCUUCUUCAUGGAGCUCGCGCUGGGACAAUACCAUCGCUGCGGCUGUCUCACGCUCUGGAAGCGGAUCUGUCCUGCUCUCAAAGGCGUCGGGUACGCCAUUUGCAUGAUCGACAUCUACAUGGGCAUGUACUACAAUACCAUCAUCGGCUGGGCGGUGUACUACCUGGUGGCCUCGCUGGCUUCCAUCAACUCCGUGCUCCCCUGGACCAGCUGCGACAACGAGUGGAACACGCCUCUCUGCUCGCCGGUCACCGCGCCGCAAACCAACCCUAACGCCAGCACGCCCGCUAAGGAAUUCUUCGAACGAAACGUUUUGGAGCAGCAUAGGUCUAACGGACUGGAGUACAUGGGACCGAUCAAGCCUUCGCUGGCACUCUGUGUCUUCGGAGUGUUUGUGCUUGUAUACUUCUCCUUGUGGAAAGGUGUGCGAAGUGCUGGCAAGGUAGUAUGGGUGACGGCGUUGGCUCCGUACGUGGUGCUGCUCAUCCUUCUGGCGAGGGGCGUGACGCUGCCUGGAGCGACUGAGGGCAUACGAUACUACCUUACGCCGGAAUGGCACAAACUGCAGAAUUCUAAAGUGUGGAUCGACGCCGCCUCUCAGAUUUUCUUCUCACUGGGUCCCGGGUUCGGCACGCUGCUGGCACUCUCCAGCUACAACAAGUUCAACAACAACUGCUACCGUGAUGCCCUCAUCACCUCCUCCAUCAACUGUCUCACAAGCUUUCUCGCGGGAUUCGUUAUAUUUUCUGUACUAGGGUAUAUGGCUCAUGUCCAAAACAAGAGCAUUGAAGAAGUGGGACUGGAAGGUCCAGGUUUGGUGUUCAUCGUUUACCCAGAGGCCAUUGCAACCAUGACCGGCUCCGUGUUCUGGGCAAUCAUCUUCUUUCUCAUGCUUAUCACGCUCGGCCUAGACAGUACUUUUGGUGGCCUGGAGGCUGUGACGACGGCUUUGUGCGACGAAUACCCGCGAGCGCUCGGCAGGCAUCGGGAGCUGUUCGUUGCUGGUCUGCUGGUCUUCAUAUAUAUCUGUGCUCUUCCCACCACCACAUACGGCGGAGUAUAUCUGGUGGACCUGCUGAACGUGUACGGGCCAGGGCUCGCGAUACUAUUCGUGGUGUUUGCGGAGGCCGCUGGUGUAUGCUGGGUUUACGGGGUGGACCGCUUCUCCGAAGACGUGCGCACGAUGCUUGGCCACGCGCCUGGCUGGUUCUGGCGAGCUUGCUGGUCUUACAUCAGUCCAGUUUUCCUGCUAGUGCUGUUCGUCUUCUCGGUACUAUCCCACCAGGAGAUGCUCGGCGGGGAGUAUGUGUACCCGGAGUGGUCUAUCAACGUCGGCUGGGCAAUGACCGGCACCACAGUCUCCUGCAUACCGCUAUAUAUUAUAUACAAACUGAUCAUCACGCCUGGAAACCUUGCGACUCGAAUCCGAACGAUCAAGCGUCCGGAGCAGACAACCAUCCCUCCAGCUGAUGCUCUGUGCUCGCUGUGACCGAGCAACACUGACACCGCUCCCACCACCAUACUAGCACUCCCCUCGCAUCAGAUGACCGGACGAGACACCAAGCCACACGCGAUAGAAUGGCUCGUCUAGUCUACUUUUAAAAUACAGUCUAACGCCGAUAUUCAAAUAGGUAUCUUAAAAAAAAUACGUGAUCCAAUAAGGCCUUGUCCACAUUCAACUUAGAAUGGCAUUCGAAAGGUUUGAAUUAGGCAAGAAAAAGGAAGGUAUUUCGUUUGCUAUUGUAUCUUGUAUGUGGAGAAGAGCUGAAAUAGUUCCAAAAAAAAAAAAAACAAAAGUUACAAAGAGCAUGUGGACGUGGUGAUGACACUUUCUUGAAUACGGGAAUAAAUUUAAGGAUCUUUGUGUAAUUAUAUAAAAACAUAGUAGGCAGUUCGUCGCACAACUAGAGCUUCAUAAAUAUGUGUGUGAGAAUGUAUUUUAGAGUACGUGUGUUGAUGUUAACAUACUAUACUACAAUAUAUUAUAAUAUAGGUGUGUAGUUAUUACAGGUGUGUAGUUAUUACAAAUAAUUAUUUUUCCUAUGAGUUCCUAUGUAUUUACGUUCUUGAAACUUUCAUAAUUGCUAGGUACUUACAAAAUCGAGCGGGUUUCAAGAUUUAUAGUCAUAUUUUAAAAAUAAGUGAUUAAAAUAAUGUUAUAAUAUAUAUAUAAAUAAGUAAAAAUAUGUAAUGUAAUCUCUAUUCAGAAGAUAAGUAAAUUAUAAAUAUUGUUAAUGUUUUAAUUUGUCUAUAUAUAUUAUAAUUUAUAUGCUUUUAUGUUAUUUACAGUUGGUAGGUAAUAUUCAGAAUAUACCCUGGAUUAAAGGUUUGAUUUAUUAGUAAGAGACGCCAAACCUAGUAGGUAACAACCUACUUAAUAACGUGAAUGAAGAACACGAGUCGUUCCAAGGUCAAAUGAAACAGGAACUAAAAAAAUCUAAGAUAAUAUGUUAAUUUUCUUAGAAAAAAUUCCAAACUUCUAGAAUUUUUUUUAAAGUCUACUAUCAUUUUGUGCAUUGUAGAAGAUUGUUCGAGAACUUUGAUCCUUGAGUGUCUCGUAUCGACUGAAACUGUCGAGAAUCCUGAAACCCUGUUUUAUUAUAAUCAUCUAAGAUCUGAGACUCAUUACUACUCAUGUAGUUUAGUUAGUGUUGCCUCCUAAAUUAGUGUUUUGAAUUAUGUUGCAAAACUGUUUACUAAUAGAAGUAUUAUUAAAUUUUAUUGUGUUACCUGUAGAGUGUGUUAUUUGUUAGGCACAGUACGUAAAUAAGUUUAGUAUGAGUGUUUUAGACUCUAUAAUAGAGUAACGCUGUAUAUAUAAUAAAUAAAAUUGCUGGGCAGACUAUAAGAUAUAUAUUAAAUUGUACUUAUUUUCGGUGAUUAACGCUAGUGUUACACAUUUAAAUAAAACACUUUUUAAAGGAUUGAAACGCGUGUAAUUGUAACUUUGUUUGUACAUUAGAUUUUUGCGUAAGUUACAUUUUUAUUAUUAUUUUAGUUAACCCAACGUUUCAAGACCUUUAUAGAUCCCGUUUUCAGGGUGACUGCAGAUGAAAUGAGUCAAGAUAGUAUUUUUCAUAGGUAGUUGUCGUUAUGAAAUUGUACUGUAACUUUUACCUAAAAAUCUAAUGUAAAAACAAAGUUACAAAUACACGCGUUUUAAUCCUUUAAAGAAUGUUUUAUUUAAUUAUAUAUAUUGUUUACGCUGUUAGUGAGCUUUUAGAUAAUUGUGUGCGUUAAAAAUAAGUAAAUAUUAUUGGAUGCUGUGUAAAAUUAUUCAAGUACAAAUAAUCAUUUUUGUCGUCAUAAAUAAAGAUCUAUUUAAACUAUUACACCGUUAUUCUCUUAUAUAUUAAACACUGUAUUGGCAUUAUAUUCCACUUUUUACAUAAAAAUUAGUUAUAAAGUUUUAGCAUUUCUGUAUUCUCGGGCAAUGAAUGCAGCAAUGUUUAAACAUUUUUAUCAUAUCUAGUUGUAAUUAUUGUUCUUAUUCCAUGUUUAGUCUCUUGUAGUUCGGUAGAGUACCUAGCCAACUUGUUGGGCAGAUUUUAAUAGAUAUUAUAGCAAUACUCGAUGUAAAUGUAGGUAGAUAUUAUGUGAUGUUACUACUUCGCUUAAGAAUAAUAAUUAUGAUAAAUUAAUAAUGUGUAGCUAGCUACCAACGUAUGUUCAUAAAAAUAUUUCUUUCAUAUCCUUUCACGUAAUUAAUACAUCGGAUAAGGAAGAUUUGUAAGGUAAUCAACCUAAUAGACAAACUCUUAUUACUCUUAUAUAGCUGAUACUAAGUAACACAAUUAUAACCUAUUUAAAAUUAACACACCAAUGUAAUUGAUAUAGCCUGUUGGGUAGUGCUGAAUUUUAAAGUGCUUAACCAUUUUAACUAUUAAUUUUCUCCCAUGUUAAUUCAAGCGUACCUAUUGGAGUAUCUAAGACAUUACAGGCGAACAAUUUUUUUGGCGCCACACAAGUCUUCUUAAUUCAAAUUCUUUCUAAUUUUAUACCACUACAGCAUAACAUUACCAAGGGUUAAUACAUCGAUUGCAUCUUUGUAUUAAUUUUGAUUAAUUAAUAUGUAUUACUUUAGGCUCAUUAAUAUUCAUCACGAACAUAGUUAGAACAUUAAAAGAAAUGGUCGCGUGAGUACAGAGUAAACAUAAUUUAGUGUCAAAUGUUUUUUUUUUACAUAAAGGCGUCGUUCGUUAGUUUCAGUUUCAGUCACUUCUAACAUAGCUACUCGCUUUGCCAUGGCUUUUUGUGAGUGUGAUUAUUGCAAGCAAUGUUGGUUACAUUAGGUACUUAUAUUAUCAAAACAUGUAUAGAGGUGUCUAAGUGUUUUUAUAUUAAAACUUAUUAAAUUGUUCAUAUACCCACAUAUUGAAAAUUUAAAUUAUUUUUGUAUUUUAUGAUAUAUAUUGGGCCUGGUUGUAAGUAAUAUUAUAUGUUGAUAUUUUUAUCACUAUAUUAUAUAAAUGUAACGUUUUCUAUAUACGCAAGUAUAUCUAAAUAGCUACAAGCAAUAAUAUUAUAUUAGCUAUAUAUUAGCUUGGGAUUGUACCUAUUGACUGUUAUUUUGUUGUUUUCUUUGCAAGAUAAACCUUUUUUGCCGAUUAUUACCACACUACUACUGCUAUGAUUAAAAUAGCUUUACUGCCGUAUAUUUUUUAUUUUUCACAAUUAUUGUAAGACAAAACAAAAUAGUACGUGCUGUUACUUUAGCUUCUAAGAUAGACUUGCAUUUAUAAUAUAAAUAUAAAAUCGUAAUCAUGAAAAUAAAAUCGGCGUCUCUAUGUUCGCUCGGAAGUAACUUGAUACAUAUAACACUUUCGAAAAGUGUUCUUCGAUCUAGUUUACAAUUAUAGGAACCUUCCUUACUGCGUAUUUAUGUAUCAAGAAUCAAAAUGUUUGUAUAUUUAGGCCCUGCAUUACUGUAUAGUAUCUAUAAAUAUAUAUCUAGCAUGUUUAGCGAGACAUAUUAUGUGAUUGUGGUAGAAAUAAACACCAAAUGGACAGACAUGAUCUGUGGCAGCCAUCGCAGCUCAGUCUGAUCAUUUGAUUUAACUAA
Molecule: messenger RNA, 5563 nt
Organism: Leptidea sinapis
Lineage: Eukaryota; Metazoa; Arthropoda; Insecta; Lepidoptera; Pieridae
Gene: Sert
Product: sodium-dependent serotonin transporter
Exons: 13
Coding region: 176-1990 (604 amino acids)
Biological process (GO): sodium ion transmembrane transport; serotonin uptake
Cellular component (GO): neuron projection; membrane
Molecular function (GO): serotonin:sodium:chloride symporter activity; serotonin binding
Source: RefSeq, a predicted model, not a curated record